CUGUGUUGACGCAGCCUGAUUGACCUCGACUCGGCAUCCUGGAUUGGCAGGCAAGACCCGUCUGCCUUGAGUUGCCUUUCCCAUAGCCUUCUCAACCCUCCUCUAGUUUCUCGGACUUGGCUUGAACUUGCCUUGCGACAAACCUCACCGUCAUAUUGGCCCCAUCGCCGUCGUCAUGCCAGAAAUUAGUCGAAAUCCCCUGAAUCCUGCAUAGAGCCUGAUCAAAAUGUCCAGCGAUCACGCUUAUCAUCAACGAAAUAGUACCGGUCGGCCGCCCGCGGUCGCUCAUGAAUAUGCCCAAGAAAAACGGGCAUGGAGCGUCAGUAGUGAAGAAGAGAUUCAUUAUGGGCUUGCAAAGCGGGCCAGGACAGCGGGCUCGCUUUAUACGCCUAACAACGCGGGUCCGUUCUUGGUCAAGCUAUCGCAUGAGGCAUACACUGUGGGCUGGGUUUGUGCUCUUCAUCUCGAGAUGGCUGCAGCACAGGCCAUGCUUGACUACAGACAUCAGCCCCUCGACAUGAACCCGAACGAUAGCAACGUGUACACGUUUGGCGGGAUCGGGCCGCACAAUAUUGUCAUUGCAUGCUUGCCGUCGGGGCAGUACGGGACAAACAGUGCGGCGGUGGUGGCGAACAACAUGCGUUGGAGCUUUCCCUCCUUUCACAUCGGUUUGAUGGUUGGUAUAGGCGGCGGUGUUCCUGGCAAGGUUGACAUACGGCUGGGCGAUGUUGUGGUCAGCAAUCCGACGGCAGAUUCCCCGGGUGUCGUACAGUAUGACUUUGGAAAAGCUGUGAAUGAUGGUCGGUUCGAACGCAUCGGAAGUUUGAACAAACCUUCAUUGUCAAGUCUUGCGGCUGUUUCCAAGCUAAGAGCUGACCAUGAAGCUCGGCCGAGUGAAAUUUCGAGGAUCUUGAGCGACAUGGCAAGGAGAAACGACUACAUGGUCGAGUAUACGCGUCAAUUCGUUGACGAAGACCGACUCUUUGAGGCAUCUUACAAACACUCUGGGGAAACCUGUGAAAACUGCGAUAGGUCCAAGCUAGUACCACGUAGUCUCCGGCCGACAAAUAAUCCUAGCAUACAUUAUGGGAUCAUAGCAUCUGGCAAUCAGCUCAUGAAAAAUGCGGGAACGAGAGACCGUCUAGCAAAAGAUCUCGGGUUGAUAUGCUUCGAGAUGGAAGCCGCAGGCCUGAUGGACAACUUCCCAUGCCUCGUCAUUCGUGGCAUCUGUGACUACUCAGAUUCCCACAAGGCAAAGCGAUGGCAGAAAUAUGCGGCAGCCACUGCGGCAGCAUACGCAAGGGAGCUUCUUCUCGUUAUGCCGCCCCAAGGACACUCCGCUGUACAAACACAGCUUGAAGUACAGAGCACUGCAACACCAUCGGCAAAUCGCAAGUGGCUUCUAGACUCCCUCAAGUUUGAUCAAAUUGAUAAGCGGCAUGCCAACAUCAAGGCCAAUCAUGCCAAAACUUGCGAAUGGCUGCUCGAGCAUCCUGCCUAUACCACAUGGAUAGAUCGUAAGAAGUAUUCCCAGCAUCACGGCUUUCUCUGGAUCAGGGGAAAGCCAGGGGCAGGAAAGUCAACAAUUAUGAAAUUCGCCUUCACGAGAGCGCGAAGGAGAGCCGCAUCGAUAGGACCUUCCAUUUCAUUCUUUUUCAACGCACGAGGUGAAGGGCUCGAAAAGUCGACGCUGGGAAUGUACCGGUCACUCUUACAUCAGCUUUUGGAGAAAAUCCCUGAUCUACAAUUUUUGCUCGACACCGACGACGACCAACAAGAAACCGCAGUGUGGGACUUAGAAAAGACUAAGACUCUCUUCCGCAGCGCCGUCCGGGAACUCGGAAAACGACAACUUACUUGUUUCAUUGACGCCCUUGACGAGUGUGCCGAGAGUGAGAUUCGAGAGAUGGUCGAGGUCUUUGAAGACCUAGGACAAUAUGCGGUUCAGAACGAUAUCCGGUUCUACGUUUGCUUCUCUAGUCGGCAUUACCCACAUAUCGAUAUCCAAUACGGCCAAAAGCUCACCCUGGAGGACCAGACUGGUCACGAGAAAGAUCUCGCAGAGUAUGUUCGUAGUAGUCUCAAGGCCGGCACUGGACCCAAGAGUGACGAGAUCAUCGCUGAAAUCUUACAAAAGGCUUCUGGCGUCUUCAUGUGGGUCGUGCUUGUGGUCGACAUCCUCAACAGGGAAUACCUUAGAGGCCGCUUGUUCGCAGUCAAAAGUCGCUUGAAGGAAAUCCCAUCCAAAUUGAGCGAGCUCUUCCAGAACAUAUUGACAAGAGACCAAGAGAACCUUGACGAUUUGCUUUUAUGCAUCCAGUGGGUUCUCUACAGUUCACGACCUCUAAAACGCGAGGAAUACUAUUUCGCCUUGGCCUCCGGCUUGGAGCCUGAUACCCUGGGAGAAUGGGAUCCUGAUGAGAUCCCAUGUGAAUUCAUGGAUCGUCUGAUUGUGAGUUCAUCUAAGGGACUGGCCGAGACAACGAGAUCCGACGACAAGACGGUUCAAUUCAUUCACGAAUCAGUACGAGACUAUCUCCUCAAAGACAAUGGAUUGCGUACUCUGUGGCCGGACAUGGCCGCCGACUUCGAGGCCCAGAGCCACAAUCGAUUGAGGGACUGCUGUCAUGAAUACUCGAGUCAGGUCAACAUAUCUGGAUACUUGCAAGACGAUGAUCAUCUGUUGCAAUCAUCCAAGAGGGCAGUUAUUGAUCUCAAGGCCGUAAUCGAACGUGGCUUUCCAUUUCUAGAGUAUGCAACCAGUCAAGUACUCUACCAUGCCAAUGCCGCGGCCCGGACCGACCUACAGACCGACCUACAGACCGAGUUUCUCCAAAGCUUUCCUUUGAAACAGUGGACCCAGAGAAGCAAUAUCUUUGAAAAGCAUAUGACCAGAAGGCAGAAGCACGAUACUACGAACCUCUUAUACAUUGUUGCGGAGAGGGGGUUAUCGGAGCUGGUUAAGACAACACUCCGCCACAACCCGGAUGCUGAAAUACGUGGAGGCCGUUAUGGCUACCCACUUCUUGCAGCUCUGAAAGGUGGUCACGAAGACGUAGCAAAACUGUUGCUAGAAUGCAUUGAAAGCUCUACACAAAAGGCUGGGUCUUCGUCAUACAGCACCCCGGAAUCCGAGAACAGCAGCUAUGUGCCCCCCAGCAUCAACUACUCGGACAAGCAAGGGCGUACGCCCCUUUACUUUGCUGCAGAAAGGGGGCAAGUCGACAUCGCCAAAACGCUAUUCGGUUUGGGUGCGCAACCUGACCUUAUACCGAAAAACAUCUCCUACAGCCCAUUGGUUCGCGCUGUCGAAAAGGGACAAGGAGUACUCGCGGAGCUUAUUCUUGAACGGCGGUCCGCAUGGCAAAGCAGGGCCACUACCAACGCGAAUCUACAAUCGUCCUCAUCGAUGGACAAGCAUGAAGAUGACCAAUUAGCCCUCGUCAAGACGGCUGAAAAUGGAAACAUAGACAUGGCGAAAAUUUUGCUUAGGAAUGGCGUCAGCGUCGACGCCGGGUCUGAGCUAUACCACGCGCCUCUAGCUGCAGCAGUCCAAAGAGGCCAAAAACCUUUCAUCGAGUUCCUUCUUGAUGAAGGAGCAGAUAUCAAUAGAGGAGAUCUCUUGGGAGGAAAGAAGCCAAUUCAAGUCGCAGCUCGAAAAUCAACCCCAGAGUUCAUUCAUUUGUUAGCUCAGAGAGGUUGUGACCUGGAAGGCCGAGACGCAUGUGGGAGCACACCUCUUCACAUCGCUUGCAAGGAUUCAAAAAAAAGUUCAGUAAUGGCUCUUCUUGAAGCAGGUGCAAAUCCCUAUGCACAGGAUGUUGAUGGGAAUACCCCACUGUUAACAGCCGUACAAUAUAACGAACCUGUCGUUAAGGAUUUGCUAUUACACUACAGCAAGCUUGAACGCAAUGGCAAAAUCACAUCCUCUCACGAAGAGUCGCAAGAAGCAUUCGAUAGUGGACUUCCGAAUUUCAGGCUCAUGGUAAACAAAAUCGGACAGACCCCUCUAUUCCGACCCUCUCCUCACCAUGAUACACAUGUUCUGAGUGACUUGUUGGAUGCAGGUCUGGACCCUUCUCAUCAGGACAAUGAGGGCCAGAAUUUCCUUCAUCGGGCAUGGCCAACCCCAACGCUAGGGACAACAAAGAACGAACGCCACUAUCUGAGGUUAUUUCUUGUGAAAUUAGGGCCUGGAAAAAAGACAGGGAUUUAGCUACACUUCGGAGCCUUCUUGAAGGAGGUGCCGAUGCCACAGAACCAGGCCCAAACGGCGAAAAGUUGCUGGAUAUGGCUCAUCGGGUAGGGAACCAUGAGAUGGCAGACAUUCUGAGAGGAAAUAUAGAGGCAAGAGGUGUCACUUAAUAGAGGGGUUCGGGUUUGUGUCUUCUCCC
Molecule: messenger RNA, 4394 nt
Organism: Colletotrichum godetiae
Lineage: Eukaryota; Fungi; Ascomycota; Sordariomycetes; Glomerellales; Glomerellaceae
Product: ankyrin repeat-containing domain protein
Exons: 4
Coding region: 227-4216 (1329 amino acids)
Biological process (GO): nucleoside metabolic process
Molecular function (GO): catalytic activity; protein binding
Source: RefSeq, a predicted model, not a curated record